CUUGGUCGCCCUUGCCAGAGAUCUCGGUACUGAAGUCUGCAACUCGUCUUUGUCGAAAUACAAAGGCCUGAACAUAUCGCCAAAGGAGCUUGCCACCCGGCCUCCGCCUUACCUGGCUGACCCAGCCGUCCGAUAGCACCUUCUCUCGGAAGGGCGGCCACUCAAUCUUAUCAUGACUGACUAUGCUGACCGCAACUUCAACACGGAAUUCUCGGGCCUGGCCACAACCGUGGCCAUCAUGGGCGGUGUUGGUGGCGCAUGUCUUCUGGGCUACGAGACACUGAGGCAGAUGAAGCGUUUGCCACGUCGUAGUAUGGUCAAAUUCUGGCAGAACAGCAGUCGAGAGGCAGAGCCUUCUGGCAAAGGUCAUUCGGAUGCCAGUCGGAUAGGCACGCAGGAGGACUGGGAGAUGGGACACCUAUACCAUGCAAGAACCUUUCACGCAAGAACACCGUCGCCUCCAUUGUCAAGGUGGCCGCUCGGAUGGGCUUGGCAAGCUCUGAAGCUGGACGAUUGGUUCUACGCUACACAUUGCGGCAUGGACAAUGUUGUCUAUGUCCGCUUCCUACGAGGGAUGUUCUGGUGGACGUUCCUGCAGACCGUCACCGCCGCACCUAUACUCCUCGCCAUCGACUUCAUCUAUUCUCGAGGUGUGUCCACAAUCGACAUGUCUCGGGCUAGUAUCUCUUAUCUGGUCACCUAUCCAGAUCCGACCUGCACCGAAACGACUGACUCGGACUGUCCCAAGCUUCCCAACGAGCAAGGUCGUAGGCUAUUAUGGAUCCAGCUUUGUGCUCUGUGGUAUAUUACCUUCACAUGGUUCUACACUCUGUGGUGGAUAGGCAAAGGCAGCUUGAAGAUCAGGAGACGGUUGGUGCUGGGCCUUUACGAUGAUCGGAGGGCAGUCCUCGCACAAAGAGAGCUACAACGCAGCCAAGCGGCGAAGACUGAAGCUCUUCACGAGGACCGGUUUGGCAGACCAUUGAGGGAAGCACAGGGACUGCAAAUAUCAGAUCUCGAAGACAGCAGCAAGGGCUGGCGGCAACGGACGCUGUUGGUCACAAACGUUCCUGCAUCGCUCAGAGGCGAGGGAAAUAUCAGACGCUACUUCGAAGAAUAUUUGCGGCCUGAUGGCGAGAAGACAGAGAACCAAGUAGCUGCACCUCAGGGUACCCAGGUCAGAAGGGAGACAGAUGUUGAGAAUCCAGAGACCACCAUCAGGAGGGUCGUUGGCGAUCUCGAAGAACAAACCAUCGACAACUACGUCGAAGGCAAUGCGAAAGCUGGUGGUGGCUCGUCCAGGACCGCUAGUCCAACGGAAUCUCUGCCGUCACCGGUUCAGUGCGUCAUCUUGGUGAGGAAGAUGGGCGAAUUGAGCGCCAUGCUUAACAGGCGAGCCGAUAUCCUUCAACAAAUCGAAGCUGCCCAUAUCAAGCUAGCGCAGUCCGUCCUUGAGAAGGUGUCACAACAGCAAAGGCGGAAGAGGAACGGCAAGAAUGGGACCCACGACGAUCGAACUCGGCGCAAGAGUCUGGUCUCUUCCUUCUUUGAAAAGAACAAAAGGUCAAAGGAUGAGUCGUCGGACGACGUAGCGCCCACCUCUGACCACCACACUCCGCUCGAUGAGCUUGCUCUGCGGCUGGCGAAGUUCUGCAAAGAUGGCGGUAGCCCAUACAGUCAGUCCACAAAUGGCCUACUAGACGAGAACAGCCAGUUGAAUUCGGUAUGGGAGGCAUUGGCCGACGUGCCGCGACGCCUUCUUGACCCUUACCAGCCGGUUACUCGACUGUCCGUCCUGUUUCGCGGACAACGAGUACCUACUAUCGACUAUCUUCUCGCGAAGCUCAAUCUCCUGACGGCACUGAUCGCAGAGAUGAAGGCACGUCCUCCUACCGAUUACGAGCCUACAAGCACAGCCUUUGUCACAUUCAGAGAUCCAAGACAGGCUCGUAUGGUAUGGAGGGAGCUGAACUCCCAGCUCGUGAUGAAGGUCAAGAUGGCUCCCGAAGUCAAGGACAUCGACUGGGACCGUCUCAUGUCCACCUCCUUCACAGGCAGCUUGAUCAGGGGGUUCACAGUCAAUGCCUUCUUCUGGGCUUUCACCAUUUUAUGGGUGAUUCCGUUAUCAAUCGUCUCCACUGCGCUCUUCAGUGUCAAGAGCUUGACGACCGUCUUCCCGCCUCUGAGGGCAGCCUUCGCCUCCAAUCCGCAAUUGGAGAGCUUCGUCUCCGUCACUCUGCCAUCCCUGCUGGUUUCUCUGGCGACUAUGACAGUGCCCGAAAUCACAUUUCAGAUUUCCAGACGCGGGCAAGGCUUCAUGACGUGGUCUGCGCUUUACGAUCGCUGUCUUUGCCGAUAUUGGAAAUUCCUAGUGUGCAACGUCCUGAUCUUCUUUUGCAUCGGUGUUACAACGGUGGAAGCCAUCAUCCAGCAGAUCAUCUCCGCUCCCGGCUCGAACCAAAUCCUCACCAACGUGGCCUUUGCUUUCCCCACCGCUGCUCCGUUCUUCGUCAGUUACUUCAUUUUGGCGCUUGCUCUGCAUUCCGGAUUCGAGCUGGUAGGCUUCAUGGUUCCCCUCAUCGUCCACUUUACUGGAGCCAACAAGGCCUCGACUCCCCGCUCUCGUGCACUCAAGACUCUGCCAAGGAACUUCAACCGCUACUAUUGGCUGCCCUUCCACACGCUCAUCAUGACGAUUCUCUUCGUCUUUACGAUCCUCAAUCCUCUCGUUAUCCCUUUCGGCCUCGUCUACGUCUUCUUUGCUAUGGUCGUCUUCAAGAGGAGUUUCGCCUUCGUCUACUACAGAAGAUUCAUGGAAAAGGACGGUGUAGUCUACUUCGUCCGCAUCUUGCGGUACUCGUCAGAUGGUCUGAUGAUUGCGCAAGUGGUGGCUUUGAUCUUCUUUUCGGUGACCAACCAGGAGAAGGCUUACAUUGCCCUCACUGCUGUGCUCAUUCCCAUCACCGUUCUGUUCAAGGUUGUGGGUACGCAGCUCUGGAAGAGUCAAUGCAGAGCGAUCGAGGACGACGAAGCAAAUGCAAUUUGUGGGAUCAUGCCUACUUCUUCUCCUCCUCACGCGGCUGAGGAAUACGAACACCCUCCACCUUCAUCGGAGGAUGUUGAGAGCGGGAAGAGAUACAUGCACCAGCAAGGGGCACCUGGAGACGCUCGAGCUUCCGGUCGCUACCCGAUAAACUUCGCGCCACCGCCGACGAACUCGAAAAUCAUGACUACGUGGCAGAAAGUGCAUGAUACCUUUCAUGCCAACGGUGCCGACAAGCCGAGCUACAUCGCUCAGAGAGCAGCUGAAGGCAACCCCGUGCAUCAUCCUGCCCUUGCAGGUGCCAACUUGGUUCUCAGAGCACCUUUUGCAGUGGCGAAGAAGGCCCAAAAUGACGGAAAGCAUAUUGCGACGGUCGCAAAGCUCUCUCUAGGCGUGGACAAGGCGCUCAAGGCUGAAGCUGUGCGAGACAACCAGGAGCACGAGCUCAAGUCGGACCAAAACAGCAAGACUGUAGAAGGUAGGGCCCAGAGUGGCAAACAGGUGAUGCAAGACUGCGAUGUUGUCGAUCGGAAAGCUUCCGUCAAGGCGGGAACUACGACCAUGUCUCGAUCUCGCAGCGGCAAGAGCAUUGCCAAUGAUGAAUCCGCUCCGUUCCUCUCUGGCUUCGAAGCUCUUUCAAAUCAUGCACCUGUCCACUUUGACCGUCAGAUGCUAGAGGGAGAUCGCAACGAGGACGGCGAGGAGUCCAACAUGAGCAUUGUACACCAACACUCGGUCCGGCGACGCAAGACGAUGAAAGCCUCGGCUACCGACUACUCUAGCACCCCUCGCAGGAACCAGCCCUCGGCGUAUGCUGACUCUGCUCCAGCAUAUGGCGAAGACAGGGGCAAUGACCCACUGUCAUACAAUAAUGAGAAGGCUCAGCAUCCGCGACCUUCGACGCCGGAGGAAGCGGACCAAGAGACGCAAGAUGAAGACUGGAACUCCGAGGACGAGGCUCCCCUCGUGCGUCCGCACGCGAAGGUCGCCUGGGAUGACACCCCCGAUAACUCGGCAAGGUACAACAAUCCCUUUUAUGCCUGUGAGAUUCACAACUUCCUUUGGCUGCCUAGGGAUCCACUGCUGCCCUUGAACCUCUGCGACACAGUAGAGUGGCAUGGCGUUGCUCUCGUUUCAUCUGACGGUGGUGACGGAAUCAUUGGAGAGUGGAAAGAGGACGACGAAGACGAGCAGGGGACAUUCGGCGGCCCUGAUGAGGAUGCAGUCACGGACGUCUCGCGUCUGGGUCAGAUCGAAGGCAACGAGGAGAUCAUUCUCAGUUCUCACCUCGCCAAGCAUCUCGAGACGCAUGAAGAGGAGACUGUAGAGGCUGUUUCAGACCCGGCUGCGGGUUUGUCAAGGAAGGCUCGGGAAGACUACGAAAGGGCUUUGAAGGCUCAACGGAAAGCCAGCAUCAGCGAGGCUAGCCAGGACGGUGGUCUCCUAAGUCCAGGAAGGCUCGUACGCCAUUCUUCCAACAUCAGUGCGCGCAGUCAUCGUUCACCUCCGGCGAGUAUUCGUCUGCAGCUCGAUGCUGAAUUCAAUCGCACUCAGCAAGGCUCAGCAAGCGCUGUACAUGAUACUAACUAUAAUGGCGAGCCAGCCCUGGCUCAACAGCAACAAGGCAACCGAACGCACUGGGCUCCCGACCCUGACAACACUCGUGAGCAACCUCACAACCAAGAUCACAUGCCGCCCAGCGCUUCAAUGGCCUCUAUGACCAGCAUCGGUCCUCGUCGCAACCUCACCGUCAGUUCUGACCCGCGUAGGCGCAAUGUCAGCGGCAACGCCAGUGUCUAUUCUGCUGAAACGCAAAGCCGCGCCGUGACAAUGCAAAAAGCACUGCAGGCUGAGGUACUGGAGGAGGAGCGCCGACGGACUAUCAAGGACCUUGUCGGCCGCAAGCAGAGCAAGAAGGGCAGUCUCAGUCGUGUGGGGGGAAGCAGGCGAGGCAGAGGUGCAUCAAAGGAGCCAGAGGACGGCACGUCGCUCCACGGACCUGCAGCUGACGUUGUCCAGGAAGAGGACGAGGGACUGGAGGAAGCUGAACUGACACGGAACAGCACCAUCCUGCGACGUCAUCAACGAGGCGUGGACAGGAGGCUACGAAGCGGCUCGGUGCUGAGCGGAACUUCCGCUGAGCCCCCAAGAUCACCCUCGAUCUUACGGGCAGGCACUCGCAGUCAACACUCGACAUCGCCCAUGCCUGCUCCCGCCCUAGAGGCAGGCAAUGGACUUUUGCCCACUUCCAGUGGUGCAAAUUCCCGACCAGAACCCGAGCGUCGGAGCUCGGCCCGUUCUGCAAUUCGGGGCAGCUUGACUGCAGGUGCUGCUGAGAAUGUGGAGAUGUCAGAUCUUUCCCGGCCCACAUAGAGCCGCUCGGGGUGAGGUGAGGCUAAGUGAAGUGAGAUUAGACUAUUGUUUUUGCGAUAAGUUGUAUGUACACAUGCCUAAAGAGACUCUACUGCGCUCCAUCUGUAAUGCAAAUCAUCCCCGAAGUC
Microstroma glucosiphilum is the source of this 5544-nucleotide messenger RNA. RefSeq lists its product as hypothetical. The transcript has 4 exons. Gene Ontology annotation, cellular component: plasma membrane. Gene Ontology annotation, molecular function: calcium-activated cation channel activity. The record is from RefSeq and is a predicted model, not a curated record. NCBI's taxonomy places the organism in Eukaryota, Fungi, Basidiomycota, Exobasidiomycetes, Microstromatales, Microstromataceae. Bases 173 to 5416 code for a protein of 1747 amino acids.